Molecule: messenger RNA, 839 nt
Organism: Cladocopium goreaui
Lineage: Eukaryota; Dinophyceae; Suessiales; Symbiodiniaceae
Source: the annotation of a GenBank genome assembly
AGGAGCGCUCCGGGUGACUCGGUUUCACCAGAGUUUCUGCCAUGGCCCAAGUCCAGCCCCACCCGGACGUUGUGGAAGAAGUCAAGGCCACCUUGCAGGCAGCGGCGGUGCUCCUCCCCAGAGUGGAAGCUGCGGAAGGCGAAGGAGGAGUUGUGGUGGAGAACACCUUUGUGACCGUCAAGGACGUGGUGAAUUCUCCAAGCCGCAAAACGGAGGGAGGAGAGGUCGGAGAGGGAGAAGAACAAGUAGCAGUGCUGGAGAAGCAACAGAAAAAGCUUGCCCUCGAUGGCAAGAUGUACACCAUGAUCCAGUUCAUCAGAUACUAUGGCACACGCUAUCCGCGCCACCGGGCCCUGUGCCGCGCAGCGGCGGCCUGGGAAGCAGCGAACCGUGUUUGCACCUACUGCGGCACGUGGAAACGAAUCUAUGGCAAUUGGUUUCGUGGCGAAUAUUUCAACUUUCCAUUGCUCCUUGCGGCCAUGAACGGUGAGCUUUUCGCCACCGCCCGCUUAUGGCAGCGCGGCCAGACCGUGGACUUGGAGCAGCUGCCUCCGCAGCAGCGGUGGCUCCUCUUCGAUCAGCUGCCGGUGGAGUGUGAGCAUUUUGACCGGGCUUGCGAGCGUUGCCACGGCCGGCUAUGCACACACCACCUGCAUGCGCUUUGUACGCGUGGCACGUGCAGUUUGUGCCACUGUACCCAGGCUGUGUGGGUCACCCAGUGGGUUGCUGGCCCCUACGGCAUGAUGCAACAGCAAGUGGCUGUGAACCUUCCAGCAUAGAAGCACGCGGUAACAUUGACUCGGCAACACCUCGGAGGAGUUGAUAACGGAUGAUAUCGG